CUUUCUUGGUAUCCCAACAAGCGUACUCCCACGAGGGCAUGGUAGGUGAAACUCUCGAGGUCUCUUAUAACAAAAGAGAUAACUGUUUAUAAAUCUAUUAAUGAUUCACCAAGUCCUUUAUCACUCAAGCAUAUUUGCCGCGAGGCCGCGGGCAAUAAGUACCCCUAUUUGCAUCAACUGCUCUUUGAAGUGAAACACUGCACAAUGAAGCAAAUCAUUUUUGAGAAUAUCGGAUUCCGUGGUGGGAAACAUUUAAUGGCUUUCAAACAUAAACAAAAAGUUUUGUUCCCUCAACUAAACCCAACAGAAUGGAAGGGCGAGCAUGAACUUUUCACGUCCAAUGACGAUCGACCAGAUAACCACUGUUGCAGCAACUCUUAUUGCUUGUUUCUACCCAAGCGUUAUUGUAUUGCGUUUCUUACGAUGCUCGCCUUUCUAUUGUCUUAUGGAGUCCGAGCAGGGAUAAGCAUAGCAGUUGUGGCGAUGGUGUCUUCUCGUGAAACGACCAUCAAUGGAACAAUCACUGUGAAAGAUCCUGAAUUCCGAUGGUCAACAAAAACACAAGGGGUUAUUCUUGGCUCCUUUUUUGGGGGCUACAUGCUGACCCAAGUACCUGGCGGAGUGCUGGCUCAAAGAUUCGGUGGUCGAGUUGUCCUGGGCUUGUGUAUGCUGUUUUCAUCAAUAUUUGUGUUCCUUUCUCCUGUGGCGGCGCGAACACACGUUGCACUCCUUGUGGCAGCCAGCACAGCAGUGGGCUCAUGUAAGGUCAGUUACAACGCGAUAAUCCCAAAGCCUUCAUUAUUUUGGGCCCUCGUCGAAGAAAAGACAGCAUGCCUUUAAAAACGCAAACCACAAAGUCUAGUCCAUAAUUUGCACAUUUAUCGAUCAAGUAACGAUCCGUGUUAAUUUCUCACCGGAAUGGACUAAAAUCCCCCUUUCCUUGUUAAGCGGGUGUGCCUCCACAGAAAAGGUACCCUCUUUAAAGCGGUCCCGCAUUUCACAGUUCAGAGGCUGGUCGCUAAAGCGGUUUUAUCACCAGUUUACUUCCGGUCUACUACGUAACCAUCUCCGAUUGACAUGACGGAAAAACCCUGAACAUGCGCACUUCGAAGAGAUGGGGAAAGAAGAUACAAUUUCUUACAAUGGCCAUCAGUUCCUUGCAUUCCGGACUGAUUUUCCCAUUUCAAAACACAAAAAAUAGUCGCCGAAAUGCACACACCCUGAUUUUGGCUUUUCA
Molecule: messenger RNA, 1237 nt
Organism: Nematostella vectensis (starlet sea anemone)
Lineage: Eukaryota; Metazoa; Cnidaria; Anthozoa; Actiniaria; Edwardsiidae
Product: vesicular glutamate transporter 1
Exons: 2
Coding region: 205-840 (211 amino acids)
Biological process (GO): monoatomic anion transport; transmembrane transport
Molecular function (GO): transmembrane transporter activity
Source: RefSeq, a predicted model, not a curated record